Molecule: messenger RNA, 3969 nt
Organism: Anguilla rostrata (American eel)
Lineage: Eukaryota; Metazoa; Chordata; Actinopteri; Anguilliformes; Anguillidae
Product: tropomyosin beta chain
Exons: 8
Coding region: 601-1344 (247 amino acids)
Biological process (GO): muscle contraction; actin filament organization
Cellular component (GO): actin filament
Molecular function (GO): actin filament binding
Source: RefSeq, a predicted model, not a curated record
AUUUCCUGUGCUCAAGUACAGAAUGAGUCUAUGUUGUUUAUAGAACUAUCAGAAAACUAAAACUAAGGUAAUUGGUCGGAAUGAAAAACAAGCACGCAAACCCUCCAGGACCAGAGUUGUGCACCGCUGUCAUAUAACAAUAAGCUGUCCUUGGAGUUUUUUUCCUAAUGCGUUACUAGUCCUUUAACAUACAGCCGGCCUCUGACCUGUGACAUCAUCUGAGGAAAAAGAAAAAACGCUGCAGUCGGAGAGGUUGGGAGUGCGGCGGAGUUCAACUUUUCCCCCCUCAUUUCGAGAGAAUCCCAAACGCGAUUGUUCUGAGCUAGAGGACAAUGCGAAUUAAGGGGUCACCUUAAAAGGUAGCAUUUCCACGAACUCUGACGCAUUUUCCCCGAAAAGGGCGUCACAAAAUAUCUCAUUUUUAAGGACUGACUUAUCCUUAGGUGGACCCCUGGAAAUGUUUGCAUAGUCAUUUGUGUUAGCUUUACAAAAGCUGAGGUGUUGACCGACGUUGUCGAGCUAGUUUGAAAAGACGCGAAAUUGCCUCGACGCACUGAGACUUCUGCAUUCGGAUACACUUGGUGCUUGGAUACACUUGCCAUGGCCGGAGCGACGUCGAUCGAAGCCGUGAAAAGAAAAAUACAGACCUUGCAACAACAGGCGGACGAUGCGGAGGACCGGGCCGAAAGUCUCCAACGGGAGGUGGAUGCAGAGAGACAGGCCAGAGAAAGAGCUGAGGCGGAGGUGGCCUCUCUGAACCGCCGCAUCCAGCUGGUGGAGGAGGAGCUGGACCGCGCCCAGGAGAGACUGGCCACCGCGCUGCAGAAGCUGGAGGAGGCGGAGAAGGCCGCCGACGAGAGUGAGAGAGGCAUGAAGGUCAUUGAGAACCGGGCGUCGAAGGACGAGGAGAAAAUGGAGAUCCAGGAGAUGCAGCUGAAGGAGGCCAAACACAUCGCUGAGGAGGCCGACCGCAAAUACGAGGAGGUGGCCCGUAAGCUGGUGAUCCUUGAGGGCGAUCUGGAACGUUCUGAGGAGCGUGCUGAGGUGGCCGAGGCUCGAGUGAGGCAGCUGGAGGAGGAGCUUAGGCUAUUGGACCAGAAUUUGAAAUCCAUGAUGUCCACAGAGGAAGAGUACUCGCAAAAGGAAGAUAAAUACGAGGAGGAAAUAAAAGUCCUCACGGACAAGCUCAAAGAGGCGGAGACGCGUGCCGAGUUUGCGGAGCGCUCCGUGGCUAAACUUGAAAAGACCAUCGAUGACUUGGAAGAUCGUUUCCACAAGGAGGUGGAGAAAAGCCGCGUCCUCAGUAACGAGCUGAGGGUUGUGCUUAACGAGCUUAACAGCUGAGUGACUGACAGCAGUUGCUGCAACACCCCCCCCCCCCCCCCCACACCCCUUUCCUUUCUUCCAAACGCACGCAUUGGACAUGGUCCUUACUGUAUGGCCACCUGAGAGGACUGAAGUCCCGCCCAAGUUCUGCCAACAGCCAUUUUUAUGUUUGCUUAGACUGGGGACACCUAGUGGUCAUGUAAAUUCAUUUAACCUCUGAAAUUGAGAUUAAAUAAGAAAAAUUUUAAAAGAGAAAUGAAAAUUUGGGCUUCCCCCCACAAACCCCAAAUGGUCUGUUUUUACAUUUCAUUUCGUCUGUAUCAGUACUGGGUCGGAUUCGUCCUUUCUAGGGUGGCUUCUACUGGCGACCACUGGACACUGACCAACUCUGAACCAAUUUUUCACCUCUCAACACCCCUCCAACUUCCCAAAUAUGGUAAACACUCCAGAUGAUGCAAUUCGAACUGUUCACUUCAAUCUGGGCGAAGGUUUCAGACACAUGUGGAUCCCUCUGUUCCUUGUUGGUCAUUCCAAACUGAGCCUUUAAAACAAAAAUGAACAAAAAUAAACAUUUUCUCGCAGUAAAAAUAUUAACUUCCUGCCAUUUUAACCAUCACAGCGGUGCAUUUCAGUCUGUUUUCUUUUUCUCUUGGAGUGUCUUUGCAAACAGAGCGGAUCUCUCUAACCCCCGAUCUGUCUUAAGCCAGUGCUGAACAUGCGUGUCCUGGUUUAAAAGGUGCAAACACGUGAAUGCCUGGGUGUUUGUACUGGAAACACUCAUGUUCAGUGCGGUUAUGAUGGACAGGGGCGUUUGGAUCAGACAUAAACACAAAUAGGCAUUUAAUCAGUUUCCCUUUAAGCAGGCUGUGUGCAUCUAAAUUGAAUAUUUCAUCUGAAAGGUUGAAAAGUGUUAGUGGAUGUCUCACACCAUCUUUGUAUUUGUGAUUGUUUUCAUUUUAUGCACAUGAUUUUGCAGGUAUAUGUAUUUAAAAAAGUUAUGUAAAAUGGUUAAUGAGAAGUGUUCGUCGGUUCAGAGUUCUUCAGGAAUAGGAUUCCUUCAUUCACAAGCUUGGAUUCUCUUACCUGUAACACCACACACAGUUUCACGGGUUUAAAAAGUGAGCUGCAUGAAUCUACUGUUCAAAGAUGGGAGGAAUUCCACUCUUCAGAAUGGGGAAAAAUGGGAGUAGCAGGCUUAUGUUUUGGACUGAUAUCGGGGGAAAUCAUUGUUGAUUCUUCCGGUCCACAUUAUUGUCAUAAUGAGUGUUAAUGCUAAACUCAUUUAUGAACCUGUCUGUGUAUCUGAAUAACUGCUUAUUUUGCACAUGCUGCCAUUUUUAAUUAUUUGAAUUUCAACAAAAGGAAUUGGCCAGUGGGACGUAGUGGGACACUGGUACAUCGGAUGUUUCCUUUUGUUUUGUCAAUGCAAUUUCAUGGACUUCAGUGUCUAAAUGCAUUUCAGUGUACUUGUGUUCAGGAUUGAAAAUACGUGGUCUUCCAGGUUUAGUUUGUUUAUUCAGAAUUCAUUCAGACGUGUGAACUUUUAACUGGAUUGGAAUUGGAAAUAACUCACUGAAGAACCACAUAUAAAAAAAAUAAUAAAAAUAAAAAUAAUGGCACAAUUUAAUUCAGUAUUAUUUUGCCUGCUCUGAAGGAAGCUAUGCAAGUGAUUUCAAACACCUGCUUCCAUAUUUUAUGGUGCCAAGACCUUGUACUGCUUUCAAAGUGAAAGGAUGGCUGCAGUAACCUCACCCAAGUCAUUGCAUGUGUGCAGAAAUGCUGCAGUGCGCUAAAAAAAGAAAAAGCAGUUUGCCUAAUGCAAACUGCUUAUGCUAAUGAUCUGUGCUACUCAAGAUCUCUUCCAACAUGUCUGAAGCGUAUAGAAAGAUCUAAUUUAUACUUGUAUUACUACCUCUGAAUAGCAGCCCACUUGAGGUACAUUGUAAUGUUUUAAUAUUAUAAGAUUAUUACAUUGUAUAAUAUUGUAAUAUUGCACAUUUGUGUAAUGUAGAAUAUUUUUUGUCUGUUGUUAAAGUGUUCCACUUGUUUCAUUCUGUAUUAUGGGUACAUACUGAAUACCCUGGUAAAAAGGAUGCUUGAUUUGUUUACCUCAGCUGUAAUACAUUUUGUUUCGGUUUUUUUAUGAUUCAGUUUUGCUGCACACUAUUUAGUAUGUGUGACAUCACCCUCUUCCUUCUGUAAGCGUCCCUUUGUGCAUGAUGUAAUCCAAGCCUUGCCUGACAUUCAGCUGCACACAAAGACUGCACUCACCCAGCCGGCCCACUAGCUCAUCCAGCCAGCCCAUUGGCUCCCUCUGCAGCGGCUCGUUCGGUUACAGUACAGCGCCGGCCAACCCGGUAAAGGGCUCUCUUUCUGAGCGACCGUCAGCGUUUCAGGACGCUGGGGAUGCCCCCCGGGAAAUCGGGGACACAUUAGCCAGCACCUGCGUGGACCCGCUUGGCUUCCAGACCCCGAAACCCCCGGCGCACUGCCACGUCUGGAUUUGCCUGGGCCUCUCUGGCCCCCCUUUGAAGUCCCUUUUUUUAAUCGAGGAUUUGGUCUUUUAGUUAAAAUUUAAAUGUGGCAAUUUAGAGAUUACAAAACAGAUCUUUGAACCCGAAUCAGACUUCAUUGGCCCCAGUA